UGGUAAGCUCUAUCACUGAGCCCGCGGGAGUGAAACUGCCGGUUCGCAGCCAGCCAAGCGAGUGUGAAGAAUAGAAGUUAAGUUACAGUUUCCGGUGACACCGUCAGUCAAGCCUCACAGGGAUCCUCGCUGGCGGCUUGCGGCGGCCGGAGCACCAGCAGCGGCAGCAGCAGCAACAGGGCGCCGGAGCCGAGCGAGAUGUCAGCGGCGGCUCCAGCCUCCAGCUUCCAGGGGACUUACCGACGAGCCGCCACGCCGCUACCCGCCACUCCCAGCAGCAACAACAACAGCAGCGGCAGCGGGAGAGGAUGCGAAUGGUGACCGGGCGGUGGAGUCUACUCACACGGGGAGGAUGUAGCAGCGCCGCGGUAUUUCUUGCGCCUCCAACUAACGUCAGUAGAGUAGUAGAGGGGAGAUAGCCCAGGAGCUAGUAGAGUAGUAGAGGGUAGAUAGCCCAGGAACUAGCUGCUUCACUAACAUACAUGAAAUAAAGUUGCUCCCGGAAAGGGGGGAGAGACUGUGGGAGCCAAGCCGGGGGAGGGGGAGUCUCUCUGGGAGGACUUGGAAAUCAAGAUGCUACGAAGAAGACUGAACCGACUGCUCAAAGGCGAAGAAAGAAGAUUGGACAGUAGGACGAUCUACAUAGGCCAUCGGCCACGUUCUGCCAGCGAGCCUUUCACCCCGCCAAAGUUUUGUGACAACAGAAUUGUGUCAUCCAAGUAUACCGUGUGGAACUUUUUACCAAAGAACCUGUUUGAACAGUUCAGAAGAAUUGCCAAUUUCUACUUCCUUAUCAUCUUCCUGGUGCAGGUGAUAGUGGACACCCCCACCAGCCCAGUCACCAGUGGCCUACCUUUAUGUUUUGUGAUUACAGUGACAGCCAUCAAGCAGGGCUACGAGGACUGGCUGCGGCACAAGGCCGACAACGAGGUGAACAAGUACCCGGUGACGGUGCUUGAAAAGGGUCGGAGGCUACGGAAGGACAGCGAGAAGAUUAAGGUGGGAGAUGUUUUGGAAGUGGAGGAAGACGAGACUUUUCCCUGUGAUUUAAUCCUGCUCCAAUCCAGCAGAGAUGACAGCACCUGUUUUGUUACCACUGCAAGUCUGGAUGGAGAGUCCAACCACAAAACACAUUACACUGUCCCAGACGUAGAGGAUCUGGAAUCCCUCAGUGCCACGAUUGAGUGCGAGCAGCCACAGCCUGACCUUUAUAAGUUUGUCGGCCGUAUGAACAUCUACAAAAGCAAUCAGGAACCUGCAGUCAGGUCCUUGGGCCCUGAGAACCUGCUGCUGAAAGGGGCAACUUUAAAGAAUACGCAGAAGGUGUCCGGUGUUGCUGUUUACACUGGCAUGGAGACUAAAAUGGCUCUCAACUAUCAGGGCAAGUCCCAGAAGCGUUCUGCUGUGGAGAAGUCCAUCAAUGCCUUCCUUUUGGUUUACCUUUGCAUAUUGUUGAGCAAGGCACUGGUGUGCACAACACUCAAGUAUGUUUGGCAAAACACGCCUGGGCAGGAUGAGCCCUGGUACAAUGAGAAAACCCAGAAGGAGAAGGAAACCAAUCUGUACCUAAAGAUGUUCACUGACUUCCUGUCAUUCAUGGUGCUCUUCAAUUUCAUCAUUCCUGUGUCCAUGUAUGUGACGGUUGAGAUGCAAAAGUUCCUCGGAUCCUUUUUCAUUGGCUGGGACAAAGACUUUUUUGACCCAGAAAUCCAGGAAGGAGCGCUCGUCAACACCUCCGACCUCAAUGAGGAACUAGGACAGGUGGAGUACGUCUUCACAGACAAGACGGGUACCCUCACCCAGAAUAACAUGGAGUUCAUCGAGUGCUGCAUCGAUGGAAUCCAGUACAAGCACCGCAACACAGACCCCACGGGGGACGGAUUGUGUGUCACAGAUGGGCCCGUGAACGGACUGAAGCAAAAAGCUGACAAGGACCGUGAGGAGCUGUUUCUGCGCGCGCUUUGCCUGUGCCACACGGUCCAGGUGAAGGAGUCCCCCGAGCAGAGUCAGCCACAGGCUGACCAGGUGGACUGGCUGCAAACGGAUGGUGACGUGCACGAGCAACCUCGCAACCAGACGGGCUUCAUUGCUUCCUCACCUGACGAGGUCGCUCUGGUCAAGGGUGCCAUGAGGUAUGGCUUCACAUUUCUGGGUCUGGAAAGUAAAGCCAUGAAAAUCCUCAACAACAGCAAUGAAAUCGAAGUAUAUGAGCUGCUCCAUGUGUUGAACUUUGACCCAGUGAGAAGGCGAAUGAGUGUCAUUGUCAAAGGCAAAUCAGGUGAUAUCCUGCUCUUCUGCAAGGGAGCAGACUCCUCCAUUUUCCCCCGUGUCAAACUGGAGGAAGUGGAAAGGAUGCGCAUGCACGUGGACCGGAAUGCGGAGGAGGGCUACAGAACAUUGUGCGUGGCGUACAAACGUCUCAGCACGGAGGAGUACGCCCAGGCGGACGCGGGACUGAGGGAAGCCAGGCUGGCCCUGCAGGACAGAGAAGCGAAGCUCAUGGCCGUUUACAACGAGGUGGAGACCGGCAUGAGUCUCAUCGGGGCGACUGCCGUUGAAGACCGGCUUCAAGAGGAGGCGGCGGAGACGAUGGAGGCGCUGCAGGGGGCCGGCAUCAAGAUCUGGGUCCUAACGGGGGACAAAAUGGAGACGGCAAAGUCCACCUGUUUCGCCUGUCGACUGUUUCAGAGGAGCACUGAGCUGUUGGAGCUGACAGUGCGCACUCUGGAAGGAGGUCGGAAGCGUGAGGAGCGGCUGCACGAGCUACUAGAGGAGUAUUACAAGAAAGCCGUGAAGGAGGCGCCGCUCUUUGAGGCUGCCAGCGCUCGCAGGAGCUGGUCCGGUCCUAACCACGACUAUGGUUUUAUUAUUGACGGAGCCUCUCUGUCAAUGGUGCUCAACUCCACGGAUUCCAACUCCAGCCACUACAGGAACCUUUUCCUCCAAAUAUGUCAAAACUGCACCGCGGUGCUCUGCUGCCGUAUGGCUCCGUUGCAAAAGGCCCAGAUUGUGAAACUGGUGAAGAACUCUAAGGGCAACCCAAUCACCCUCUCCAUUGGAGAUGGUGCCAAUGAUGUCAGCAUGAUUUUGGAAGCUCACGUAGGCAUUGGAAUUAAAGGCAAAGAAGGCCGCCAGGCGGUGAGGAACAGUGACUACGCCAUCCCCAAGCUCAAACACCUCAAAAAGCUCCUGCUAGCACAUGGACACCUGUACUAUGUUCGCAUCGCUCACCUGGUGCAGUAUUUCUUUUACAAGAACCUUUGCUUCAUCUUACCUCAGUUUUUGUACCAGUUUUUCUGUGGCUAUUCCCAGCAGCCCCUCUUUGAUGCAGCCUAUCUGACGAUGUACAACAUCUGCUUCACCUCUAUGCCCAUCCUGGCUUACAGCCUCUUGGAGCAGCACAUCUGCUUGGAGGCUCUGCUGAGCAAUGCCCCCCUCUACAGAGAGAUUCGCAAGAACGCCAUGUUGCGAUGGAGACCCUUCCUCUAUUGGACUUUGCUCGGAGUAUUCCACGGUUUGGUCUUCUUCUUUGGUGUUCGAUGCCUGUUUAGAAACUCAGCCCUGCAGGAUGACGGCCAGGUUUAUGGAAACUGGUCGUACGGCACAAUCGUCUUCACCGUCCUCGUCUUCACUGUCACACUAAAGCUUGCUUUGGACACACGUCACUGGACGUGGAUCAACCACUUUGUCAUUUGGGGCUCCCUUGCUUUUUACAUGCUCUUCAGUUUCUUCUGGGGAGGAAUAAUAUGGCCCUUCCUCCGCCAGCAGCGUUUGUACUUUGUGUUUGCCACCACGCUGAGUUCACUGACAGCCUGGCUGGUCAUGAUCCUGCUCAUCGUGCUCAGCCUGCUCCCGGAGAUCCUUCUGGCCGUGGUCCGCAAGCCCUGCAGCCCGUUUGCUCAGAAGAAGAAGCCGGUUCAGUCGAACGCGGGGGGCCCCCCCUCUCCCCGGUCGUCAGCCAGGCCCCUGCUCAUGAGAACCUUUUCAGACGAGUCCAAUACUGUCAUUUAAACAAGCCGCCAGAGGAUGACCUCCAGUGAGCAGCCAGGUGGAGGCGGUGGCGUCCGUCUCCUACAUGCAGCUCAAGGCGCGCCAGUGAAAAGCGGGACUCGCACCAAGGGCGGCGGCCACAUUCAGGGUUCAGGUCUGACCGCCGCCCCCCGGAGGCAAAACAGACGUUCUUAACAGCAAGUUUUUUUUCCCGUCCCGAGGCCACGCCCUCCUCGCGGCGCCCACGCAUGCCUGCAGGGCGGUGCCCUGCAUUGUUACUGGAAAAGAAAAACACUCAAGACGUGAGUACUCCCGUCUUUUUUUUUUUUUGCCUUGUCCGAUGUCCACUCCAGCCGCAUGGAAAAAGAAACACUUUCUAGAGUCUCACGGUUUUAAGAUGACGUCCUAGUCCAAGAUCUGCUUCAUGGCUCUUUUACCUUCUUUUCCAUCAUUUUGUGUCUUUUUUUAAGUCAAACACUCGCAGGUUUAAAUUGUGCAAGAACCAAACUGUUUCAAUUUGAGAAUUAAGUCCAAAAUGUGUGUGUGUGUUUGCGCGCGCGUGUGUGUGUGUGUGUGUGUGUGUGUGUGUGGGUGAAGGACUUGAUUAGUGAUGUCGGACCUAAAUAGUUGAGUUGAUCAUGUCAGAGUCUAAUUAAGAAGAGAGGAAUAAUAUAUGUGAUUUUACUGUAUGUAGAGAAGCUCCAAAAGCCAAAAAAAAAGGUCAAAGAUGUUGUGUCCUCGUACUUGUGCGACUCGCUAGAUAGUUUUCUGUCUUCUCACCAGUUUAGUGAUUCACCAGUCGGACGUUUGGAGACAUUUUCUCAUUAAAUAGCAUUAUUUUGACAGUUUUAAGUACCAAAAAAGAGCAGGCCACACUUCAAACGUGUACUGCAGCCCAUGGGCCGAGGGUCGGCAACCUUCAGCUCGUCCUUGCGUGGAACUCUUCGCAGGAGAUUUUGUUUUCUCCCAACAACAAAGUGAGGAAUUUUCAAGAAGAGUUCUAUAUUAUUCUGACUGUCCGUGAGGCCGUGCAUGUAAAAUACAGGCCAAAAGGUUGGACACACCUUCUCCUCAUUCAAUGGGUUUCUUUAUGUUCAGGACUAUUGUAGAUUGUCACUGAAGGCAUCAGAACUAUGAAUGAACACAUGUGGAAAAAGGUGAAAUAAUUCUAGUUUAUAUUCUAGUUUCUUCAAAAUAACCACCAUCUAAUUACCGCUUUGCACACUCAUGGCAUUCUCUCCAUGAGCUUGAAGCACACCUGUGAAGUGAAAACCAUUUCAGGUGACUACCUCUUGAAGCUCAUCUAAAAAUCUAUUAUUUCUGGCGGGCGUUGUGGCACCCUACCCUGUUCAGCAGUCCUUGAACACACCGUAAAAACGCAUCGGUUUGGUAUGUGCAAAGAGAGCACAUUUUGUAGGUUCAAUAUGCAAAAUUCAAUAUCUUAGUCGCUCGGACAGGAUGAGCUUCAAGAGGUAGUCGCCGGAAAUGGUUUUCUCUUCACAGGUGUGCUUGAAGCUCAUGGAGAGAAUGCCAUGAGUGUGCAAAGCCGUAAUCGGAGCAAAGGGUGGCUAUUUUGAAGAAACUAGAAUAUAAAACAUGUUUUCAGUUGUUUCACAUAACUCCACGUGUUCAUUCAUAGUUGUGAUGCCUUCAGUGACAAUCUACAAUGUAAAUAGUCAUGAAAAUAAAGUUCAUUCAUAUUUUGGAUGCCUUCAGUGACAAUCUACAAUGUAAAUAGUCAUGAAAAUAAAGAACACGCAUUGAGUGAGAAGGUGCGUCCUAACUUUCGGCCUGUACUGUGUACAGGCUCAAACCUGACUGGAGAUGUGGUAAAGGGAUUCAUAUGGCCCCCUUCCAGUUAAUUAUUUUGCAAUGCAGUCUGCUGAAAAUGAUGGAAAGCGCUAGGAGUGUCAAAAAAAAAUAAAAAAAAUUCUAAUGAAUCGCAAUUCUUACAUGUAACGAUUCUGAAUCGAUUCAAAAAUCUAUUUAUUUUUUUUAUGUGUUUUUCAGGAAAAUCAUAUUGUUGAUUAAGAUGAUAUAUAUCUGCUGUACAGAUUUUCAUUUGAUACUUAUUGUUAUUUGUAUUUGGUAGAAUUUUAUAAGACACAACCACUUUUAUUUAAAGUAAUAUAAAAAUUGAUCAGAGCUGUUAAUGUAGUUAAUCAAAGAACUGCCACCCAAUGUUAUUACAAUUUAGAAUUAAGAAUCGUUUUGAAUCGAAUCAAAAACCCCAAGAAUCGAACCACGUUCCUCGAAAGCGCCACUCUACAUAGCAACUGAUAGUCGCCAAAUUUGGAACUGCUAAAAAAAAGUUUAAGAUAUUCAACACUCUACUGCCACCCGGUGGCUGAAGUGGAUAAUGCAGUCUCCCAAUUUGUCACGUUUCAUGUGUCAGUUAAACUGCGACGAACGGGGUCAUAUUCCUACUGCAUGUGGAAGACUCAUCACGAAUACUCCGAAGAAAAUAGAGAGUUUAAUUUGGCGUGGAGCGAUUUGAUGGUCAGUAAAAAAUAAAAAUGAUUGUAAAUUUAUAA
Messenger RNA from Nerophis lumbriciformis (worm pipefish), 6524 nucleotides. RefSeq names its product ATPase phospholipid transporting 11C (gene atp11c). Gene Ontology annotation, cellular component: plasma membrane; endoplasmic reticulum; recycling endosome. Gene Ontology annotation, biological process: phospholipid translocation. Gene Ontology annotation, molecular function: ATP hydrolysis activity; magnesium ion binding; ATP binding. Lineage: Eukaryota; Metazoa; Chordata; Actinopteri; Syngnathiformes; Syngnathidae. The record is from RefSeq and is a predicted model, not a curated record.